GGUCCUCAGCCGACGGCGGAAACCACCAGGCAGUUCCUGAUGUCGGACAAACCUCUGCACCUGGAGGCCUCUCUGGACAAAGAGAUCUACUAUCACGGGGAGCCAAUCAGUGUCAACGUCCACGUCACCAACAACACCAACAAGACCGUGAAGAAGAUGAAGAUCUCAGUACGACAGUACGCAGACAUCUGCCUCUUCAACACGGCUCAGUACAAAUGUCCGGUGGCCACCGAGGACUCAGACGAUAUCGUUUCUCCCAGUUCGACUUUCUGCAAAGUUUUUACUCUCACUCCAUUUCUGGCCAACAACCGAGAGAAACGAGGCCUCGCUCUGGAUGGGAAACUGAAGCACGAGGACACCAACCUGGCCUCCAGCACACUGUUAAGAGAAGGAGCCAAUAAGGAGAUCCUCGGCAUCAUUGUGUCCUACAAAGUCAAAGUGAAGCUGGUGGUGUCUCGAGGCGGUGACGUUUCCGUGGAGCUGCCGUUCACAUUAAUGCACCCGAAGCCGUUAGACUUUCUCUCUCUCUCUCUCUCUCUCUCUGCUGCAGCUGCAGACGAAGCUCCCAUCGACACAAACCUGAUCGAGUUUGACACAAACGACGAUGACAUCAUCUUUGAAGACUUCGCCCGCCAGCGGCUGAUCGGCGCAAAGGACGACAAGGACGAAGACGAGGAGCCGGUGGACUCGCCCAAUCUCAAUGACAGAUAAAGGCGCCGAGCGUUGCCGCCGCCACUGCUGCUGUUGUUGUUUCGCUGCUGUUUGUAGUGUGGAGCUAACGGAGGUCACCUUUAGGUCAAACCACAGUCCGGACACCCCUUCAACACCCGGUGGUGCCGUGUUUGUGUUCUCGUUCAUGUUCGUCCUCUCUGCGUCCUGCCGGAGUGUAAAAAGCUAGAAUACCGCAGCCUAGACGUCAGUUGUGUUUUCAGACGGAGCAGCCCUCCACUCCUCCGCCGGCCAGCCGGAGACGUGACCCGGCGAGCGCAGCAUCGUAACGACGGCUGGUUUGCAAAGUGAAGAAGCCCAAAGGGAGUUCCCAUCUCCCACAGAAAACUCUGCCCCUGAACUGACCACAGCUGGAUUGUAGUCCAGCCUUCAGUAACCUCUCUGCGUCACUGUGUAACAAGCAGCAUGAUGCUCGCCAAGCGGCUAGUGUGGAAAAUACCGUUAGAGCCCCUCCAGGCAGUUACUGUGAUGUAGAGACGGAGCUCAGGACGAAGAUCAAAAACUCCCGAAACAUCUUUAUUAAUUGUAACAAUAUUUUAAUUGGCUUUUAUUUUGACGGGGCCAGGAGGAAAUCUGUAAAUUCCAC
This is a messenger RNA of Micropterus dolomieu (smallmouth bass), 1315 nucleotides long. Its product is annotated as beta-arrestin-1-like. The record is from RefSeq and is a predicted model, not a curated record. Gene Ontology annotation, molecular function: G protein-coupled receptor binding. The transcript is spliced from 10 exons. Lineage: Eukaryota; Metazoa; Chordata; Actinopteri; Centrarchiformes; Centrarchidae. Bases 40 to 711 code for a protein of 223 amino acids. Gene Ontology annotation, biological process: signal transduction; G protein-coupled receptor internalization; visual perception.